GGGGGGAAGCCUAUUUAAGUAUUGUAGCUAAAGAAAUGCUAGUCGGGUUUUCAUUUCGCAGAAGAAAGUCUGAGCAUCAGUUUUGAUUUUUUAUGAUUAUGUGCCAUCAAGUUGGUGUCAAUACUUAGCAGACACAAAUAUAGAUUUUUCUCCAUCGAGAUCUAUCUCUAACCUUGGGUUUCAUGUCUGCCAGCCCCACUCCCUCAAGUCCUGCUGUGCUGCCUCAUGUUGGGUGCGGGGUGGGGGGAGGAAAAAAGGGUAUUCCUAGGAGGAAUGAGUGGGGUGGAGGUGUAUGCCAGGGGUAUAUAUUCCCAGCAGGGUCACCCAAAGUAUGAAGGUCAUCCCAGCUGCCCACUAAAGCAACCGGGCAUCUACUGUGUUUUGGGCAGCAGCGAUAUAGGAAGAUGCAGGAAAUGGAUUAUUACUUUAGGGACAACAGCAAAUGCAGCAAUUUAUACUGCACAGGAGAAGGCAGAAAUUCCUAUAUUUUUUACCAAGACAACUGCACGAAUAGAAAAUAGUAAAUGAUUGACAAUAUAAUGCCAGAUGAUGGCCAUCUCAGGUUGGAUAGCAUUCAACGUGUUCCUGAGGAAAAGCUCUUGGUUAAAACAUUCUUAAGGAUGGUGGUAGGAUUGCAUGUGGGAUGACUCAUAAAAUAAAAGUUAGAUUGUAUUAGUUCAAUCUGACUCCCUUUAUGUAUCAAUAUGAAAGUCUGUUUCUGUUAACAUUCAUUAGCAAAAAUAUGGAAAACUCCAGAAAAUCUCAAAUGGAGCAAUUAUGGGACUUGAAGUCCAAAUUAUGAGAUAGUUACGUGAGAAUCAGUGUGAUGGAGCAGUUCAGGUGCUGAACCGGGAGUGAGGAAAACCAGUUCUAAUCUUCUAAUCUUCCCUUAAGACAAUUAUUCUCUCACUCAGCCCUAGACUGGGAAAAAAAAUUUUUUUAAAUUACCAACCCAUACUGGACCAGUGUGGCAGCUUAUGAUCUAUAAUUAUCAGCUUGGAAAUGUCCCUGGCACGGCUUGGAAAAGUGGUUCCCAAAUCAAGCAUCUUGUUCCUGUGUGACAUGCAAGAGAAAUUCCGCCCCAACAUCAGCUACUUUCCUCAGAUUGUAUCUGUGGCAGCUCGGAUGCUGAAGGUUGCCAAAGCUCUUGAAAUAUGCACUGUGGUCACUGAGCAAUACCCCAAAGGUUUGGGUCCAACAGUACCGGAGCUGGGAGCUGAAGAAUUGCCCAAAUACACCAAAACAUGCUUCAGCAUGCUUAUCCCAGAGGUGGAAAAAGAGAUGGCAUCUGUUCCCAACUUGAAAUCUAUACUUCUCUGUGGGAUCGAGACACAGGCUUGCAUCAUGAGUACUGCCUUGGAUGCCAUGGAGCGAGGCCUGGACGUUCACAUCGUGGUGGAUGCUUGCUCUUCUCGCAGCCAAGUGGACAGGAUCAUAGCUCUGUCCAGACUGCGUCAGAGUGGGGCCUUCCUAACCACUAGCGAGGGACUUAUCCUGCAGCUUGUCCGGGAUUCAGCCCACCCGCGUUUCCGAGAGAUUCAGAAAUUGAUUAUGGAUCCUGCCCCUGACAGUGGCCUUCUGCCCCUCAUAAAAAUGCCAAAUCCUCUUUUCGGUUAGCCCAGCUGCUUCAAGGAUGAUCUUCUACUAAAGCACCUUCAGUGGUUUCAUCUGAUGUCCUUGUCCUUCUCAAUGGGAAGGAACGAAAUCAAGAUUCUUCAAGCUGACUUUAAAGAGGAAGAUGAAUUAUAAACCAAACCAAGAAGCUGCAUCAGAACUGUGAUCUUUCUAUAGUUAUGCAAUGAGAUGGUUGAAAGAAGGACUGGUAAUAUUUUGACCUGGUCUUUUUUGAUUAAGAAACAUCAAUUCUGCCUCCUUAGCUCAUGAUGUGAAUCUUAGUAAUGUGUACAAAUAUAUAUUUAAUUUGCACAUUUUAUUGUGACAGUUCUCUUGUGAGGGUGUAUAAAUAAUAUCUGGAAUUGUUUUACA
Pantherophis guttatus is the source of this 1986-nucleotide messenger RNA. NCBI's taxonomy places the organism in Eukaryota, Metazoa, Chordata, Lepidosauria, Squamata, Colubridae. The record is from RefSeq and is a predicted model, not a curated record.